UUCUUUCACAAUCUGUUUUAUUUUGCGUUCAAGAGAAAACCCUACCAAGAUCAAACUCUUCAAGAUGCAAAUCUUCGUCAAGACCCUUACUGGCAAGACCAUCACUCUCGAAGUUGAGAGUUCAGAUACCAUAGACAAUGUCAAGGCAAAGAUUCAAGACAAGGAAGGGAUCCCACCAGACCAGCAGCGACUGAUUUUUGCGGGUAAGCAGCUUGAGGACGGACGUACCCUUGCUGACUAUAACAUCCAAAAGGAAUCGACUCUCCACCUCGUGCUCCGUUUGCGUGGUGGCAUGCAGAUCUUUGUCAAGACUCUCACCGGCAAGACCAUCACCCUUGAGGUGGAGAGCUCUGACACCAUAGACAAUGUCAAGGCUAAGAUUCAAGACAAGGAGGGCAUUCCACCAGACCAGCAGAGGCUGAUCUUCGCUGGAAAGCAACUUGAGGAUGGUCGUACCUUGGCUGACUACAACAUCCAAAAGGAAUCCACCCUUCACCUUGUGCUCCGACUCCGCGGAGGCAUGCAGAUCUUUGUUAAGACCCUUACUGGCAAGACCAUCACCCUUGAGGUGGAGAGUUCUGACACCAUUGACAACGUGAAAGCCAAGAUCCAAGAUAAGGAAGGGAUCCCUCCAGACCAGCAAAGGCUAAUCUUUGCCGGGAAGCAGCUUGAGGAUGGCCGUACCCUGGCUGAUUACAACAUCCAGAAAGAGUCCACCCUCCACCUUGUGCUCCGUCUUCGUGGAGGAAUGCAAAUUUUUGUCAAGACUUUGACCGGCAAGACCAUUACCCUAGAGGUGGAAAGUUCUGACACUAUUGAUAACGUCAAGGCAAAGAUCCAGGACAAGGAGGGAAUCCCACCAGACCAACAAAGGCUUAUCUUCGCUGGUAAACAGCUUGAGGAUGGCCGAACGUUGGCUGACUAUAACAUCCAGAAGGAGUCAACUCUUCAUCUUGUUCUGCGUCUCCGUGGUGGUAUGCAGAUUUUUGUGAAGACCCUUACUGGCAAGACUAUUACUUUGGAGGUUGAGAGCUCUGAUACAAUAGACAACGUUAAGGCAAAGAUCCAAGAUAAGGAAGGCAUUCCCCCUGAUCAGCAGAGGUUGAUUUUCGCUGGAAAGCAGCUGGAAGAUGGACGCACGUUGGCUGACUAUAACAUUCAGAAAGAGUCCACCCUUCACCUUGUGCUUCGUCUCAGGGGAGGUAUGCAGAUCUUUGUGAAGACCUUGACAGGCAAAACCAUUACUCUGGAGGUCGAGAGUUCGGAUACCAUUGACAAUGUGAAGGCAAAAAUCCAGGACAAGGAGGGAAUUCCUCCGGACCAGCAAAGAUUGAUCUUUGCUGGGAAGCAGUUGGAGGAUGGAAGAACCCUUGCGGACUAUAACAUCCAGAAGGAGUCCACCCUUCACCUUGUCCUCCGUCUUCGUGGAGGAUUCUGAAAUGUUCAGGGCUACUUUGUUUGGUCAGUUUCAGUGAUUGUUGGUUGUGGUCUGUGACCGACAGAACUUGUUUUUGUGUGGGUCUAUGGUGGCCCUUUAAAUAACUUGGUUGUGUUUCCUUUUGAACUCUGAAUAUUCCAGUCAGUACUUCCCAUUUGCUGUAAUAUCCAUCGUUUGUUAUAAUAUCCCAGUCAGUAUUUCCCAAUUAAGUCUCUCGUGUCUUAUGGCAUGGUGUUUCAUUCUUGAUUGCUUCUUAAUGCAUCAUGUUAUGGUAUUAGUUACUGGUAGAUUAAUAUGAGAGUUGCGCAUAACCCUGAUUACUGGA
This is a messenger RNA of Neltuma alba, 1763 nucleotides long. RefSeq names its product polyubiquitin. Gene Ontology annotation, molecular function: protein binding. Lineage: Eukaryota; Viridiplantae; Streptophyta; Magnoliopsida; Fabales; Fabaceae. The transcript is spliced from 2 exons. Bases 65 to 1438 code for a protein of 457 amino acids. The record is from RefSeq and is a predicted model, not a curated record.